AUGUUCACCAUCCGUGGACACAAGCACCACAACAACAACCGCACCCCGCAUCAACAGCCUACCCAACAGCCGUCCGGUCCACCAGGGCCUCAUCCCAACCCGUGGAUUUCGCAGACAACCCCUGAGGAAUCUACUCAGCAUUCCUCCUCUGCCCAGCCGCAAGCUCAAGGCCCGAAACUUCUGGCCCCUUUCAUCAGGGGGUCAGCAAGUGGGCAGCCUCUGCGAGCUGGGCUUGGGACCGCGACGGCUGUGACUCCGGUCCACCAGGCACCCAUGCCAGUUUCGGUGUCUUGACUUCAUCUGUCGACACUGAUCCGACCCAUCUUGACCACAUCACACUCAACUUGUGAUUGUGGUCGCCCAGCCUGCGAGCUUAAGGCCCCCCAAGCAGCUCUCCAAUCAACUUGGGAGUCUGCGGGCAGCGACCGCAGGCUGGGCUUGGGACCGGAGGUGGGCGUUUAGAUGUUGUGUUGUGGUGGUUGUGUUUGCCGGUCCAGGGGCGUUGCCCGUGUGAUUGUCGUCCCGGCGACAUUGGGGUGCCCACUUGAUUGGGAUGGCCGGUGUAUGGCGUGCAAGAGGAAGAGGGGGCGCGAUCCACGAUGCGGAAUUGUGGAAUAUGGUUGGUGGACGGGGUGGGGGCCGACAAGAUUGUUAAGAAUUGGAAGAAGGGAGAAGAGGG
Messenger RNA from Neurospora crassa OR74A, 679 nucleotides. RefSeq lists its product as hypothetical. Bases 1 to 294 code for a protein of 97 amino acids. The record is from RefSeq and is a predicted model, not a curated record. The transcript has a single exon. NCBI's taxonomy places the organism in Eukaryota, Fungi, Ascomycota, Sordariomycetes, Sordariales, Sordariaceae.